GGCGUAUAACGUUCAAUCUUGUCGCCAAUCCGUCUUGAGGAGGACGUCCCUGGGAUCAGCAAAAUGGGGACCCUUAUAAACAACAUCACUCAGUUCUACCACUAUGUCAACGAGGAUCUUGCUGAUCCCCGGACGAACACGUUCUUCCUAGUAUCCAGCCCGUUUCCCAUCAUGAUCAUUAUGUACCUGUACCACCAGUUCGUGCGCAAGUGGGGCCCCGCCAUGAUGGAGAACCGGCCGCCCUUCGAACUCAAGAAACUUAUCACCCUGUAUAAUAUUAUACAAAUUUAUCUGUCCGGGUACAUCUCUAUACGUUGUCUGUUCAUUCUGUACCUGCCGGGGCACUACAGCGUCUGGUGCCAGAAGAUGGUCACAGACGAGUCGCCACUGGAGAAGAUCGUCAUACACCACGUUUACAUGUACUACGUCAUCAAAGUUAUUGAUCUACUGGACACGGUGUUCUUCAUUCUGCGCAAGAAGUUCUCGCAAGUUUCGUUCCUGCACGUGUACCACCACCUCGGCAUGUGCCUGCUCGGGUUCGUCGGGAACAAAUAUGUGCCAGGUGGUCACGGAGUGAUGCUAGGUUUCAUCAAUUCCGUGGUACACACGGUCAUGUACACGUAUUAUCUGAUCUCCGUGGUGCGGCCGCAGUGGGUGCGCCGAUGGUGGAAAAAGUACAUCACUCAGCUGCAGAUAUUACAGUUCGCCCUCCUAAUCUUCCACUUCGGGCACGUGCUGUUCGAGCCAUCGUGCGAGUACCCCAAAUGGGUCUCCCUGGUGUUCCUCCCCCACAACAUCUUCAUCCUCUUCCUCUUUCUGGACUUCUACUUCAAGGAGUACGUUUACAAGAAGAAAAAGACUAGUAGUAAGACUUCGUAGGUAAUAAAUUAUUUAUUUAUA
This is a messenger RNA of Cydia strobilella, 900 nucleotides long. Its product is annotated as very long chain fatty acid elongase AAEL008004-like. Bases 64 to 879 code for a protein of 271 amino acids. The record is from RefSeq and is a predicted model, not a curated record. The transcript is spliced from 7 exons. Gene Ontology annotation, molecular function: fatty acid elongase activity. Gene Ontology annotation, cellular component: endoplasmic reticulum membrane. Lineage: Eukaryota; Metazoa; Arthropoda; Insecta; Lepidoptera; Tortricidae. Gene Ontology annotation, biological process: fatty acid elongation, polyunsaturated fatty acid; sphingolipid biosynthetic process; fatty acid elongation, saturated fatty acid.